Nematocida major is the source of this 468-nucleotide messenger RNA. RefSeq lists its product as uncharacterized. The transcript has a single exon. Bases 1 to 468 code for a protein of 155 amino acids. The record is from RefSeq and is a predicted model, not a curated record. NCBI's taxonomy places the organism in Eukaryota, Fungi, Microsporidia.
AUGCGGAUACUCCUGGGACUAGUCUUUGCAGUAUCCUGUUUCUGCGGGGGAGUCAUUGUAGAGGAGUCUUCACUCCCGAGCGAGAUAACAGUGGAGGAACACGCCCGGACAGUCGAUGACUACCUCUUUUUCACGCGCUGUAUUGACACAUUUCUAGUGAGAAACUCUGGGAAGGCCGUGAUCAAGGGAGUUUUCCUGCCGAGAAAAGGCCUUACGUACCUAUCAUACUAUGACGACCUGGGAACAGUCCAUAAGAAGGUCUCCCUCAAGGAAGGACACGUUCUGGGCUUCAGAUACCCGCUUUCCCAGGGUCUUCGCAUCGCCUUCAGCGUGGAAACAGUCUCCCUGAAAACGAUGCGAAUCCCCUGGGAAAGCAGGAAACCGGCUUUAGAGGGUGUUUGGCCCUUUGAAGGCGCUUCCCCCCUGCGGAGAACCGAAGAAAGAACCCUCUUUUACGCGUGGAGGUGA